Molecule: messenger RNA, 396 nt
Organism: Symbiodinium pilosum
Lineage: Eukaryota; Dinophyceae; Suessiales; Symbiodiniaceae
Source: the annotation of a GenBank genome assembly
AUGCAGUAUGCCUUUGCAGCGCGUGGCUGGCACAUCGAGCCGUGGGAAGAGACCGCGCAGAUGGACAAGCACAAGGACAUCCCUCUGACGGGGCCAAAGGAUUCAUCCUUCCGGCAUUACUGCUCUUGUUAUCCAGGCGGCAAGCCCACCUACAACAUCAAGCUGAAGAAGGAGGACGAGAAGCUGUUUCGUCAAAGUCCAGAGAAGUACCAGCAAACCAACUCAGUUUGUCAGCUCUGUUACAAUCUAGACCGCUAUGUUGCGCUUUGGGGGACCACGAACUGCACCAACACUCAGCCAUUCCAGUACUCCAAGCUGCUCAUGGAAAGGUAUCAUCCAGAAGUAUUGAAGGGCAAGUGUGAUCUGCCCUGGCUCUGCGAGCGAGUGAAGAGGUGA